This is a messenger RNA of Phytophthora sojae, 498 nucleotides long. RefSeq lists its product as hypothetical. Gene Ontology annotation, molecular function: sugar transmembrane transporter activity. The annotation marks the transcript as partial. Lineage: Eukaryota; Oomycota; Peronosporomycetes; Peronosporales; Peronosporaceae. Gene Ontology annotation, cellular component: membrane. The record is from RefSeq and is a predicted model, not a curated record. Gene Ontology annotation, biological process: carbohydrate transport. The transcript has a single exon.
UUCGUGCGGGUCGCGCCAUGGCCCGACUUCCAGCGCGUAUACAGGGCCAAGAGCACGGGCGAGGUGCAGAUCCUGCCCGUAGUCAUGCUCUUCACCAACUGCGUCGUGCUGGUCUGGUACGGCUACCUGUCCGAGGACAUCUUCCCGCUCUUCGUCACGGCGGUUAUGGGGCUGAUCACGUGCGGAGGCUUCAUUGCGGUCUUCUACCGCUACACGGACGACAAGCGCUCGGUACACCGGAUCUGCGCUGCGGCCUUGGCGGUUAUAGUGCUCGUGUGCUUCUACGGGGCCAUCGGCGUUGCAGGCGUCACGAGUCAGUCGAAAUCGUCGAUGGCGACGGCCAUGGGCGCCAUCUCCAUCGGCACCUCCAUUGGGCUGUACGGGUCUCCGCUCGCCACCAUUCAACGAGUCAUCCGCACCAAAUCCACGGCCUCGAUGCCCUUCACGCUGUGCCUGGCCAACUUCUUCAACAGCGUGUGCUGGGUCGUCUACGCCAUC